CAGCCGUCAAUGGCUGAACUUUGAGGUGGUAUGGCAUUUGUGACGUGUAAUUCUGUGUUGUUUUUGCGCUCAUGCGACUUAUUUAUGCAUAAAAUUGUAUAGAUAUUUUAUCUCUUGUUAAGGUUAAAAUAAUUUAACCUUCGUUUUGGAGAUUUGUUUUUUGCUUGUUUAUUGCGGUAUCAGUUUUGAUAGAUACUUAUUUUCGCCCAUCAUGGCGUCGGUGGAAGAAGAAGAGACUCCCUCGUUCCAGUCUUGCUCGGAACAGCAUGAUCGCGAGAGUCUCAGAUGCGUUGGUGGCUCAGCAGAAGACGCCGGUGCAGGAAAUGAAAACCUCGGUCACACCUCCAGCUCUGUCUUCCCAAAACGAAAUGAUCCCUGCACCAAAACUGGCCAGCUGGACGGCGCAACUUCCGUCAUCAUCAGGAGUGAUUUGGCCACAACUGCGAUUCGAGUUCCUCUAGCCUCGCCCGUCACGAGCUGCGAUGCGCGUCACCAGACGCUGGUACAAGUCAGGCCAGAAGAGGCGGCCGUCGGUCGCUCAGCCUCCGCCCCGCCCGACGCGCCGCGCCCGCCUGACGCGCAGAGCGUCUACGGCGAGGACGAACUGCAACGCUCUCACGACACGCAGGGGCGUGCCAGGGACCUAGCGCCCUUCCUCUCCCCAGACGACCCAGACGUCGACUUUUACAACGGAAUCUUCCAGUACCUCAGCCGGAAAGAAUUGCCUAGCAAUGUUGAGGAUUCAUUCAAGAAGAUCAUCAAGAAGCGUGCUUCGAUGUUUUUCAUAAUUGCAACAGGCGACGGCCUGGGCUACAACCGCAACAACCCCAAGUGUGUGGUGACGCGUCGGGACCAGCAAGUCAAGAUGGUCCGUGAAGCACAUAUAGAUCCUGAUGGUGUGCACAACGGAGCGCGCAAAAUGUAUCGCAAGAUAUUCGCUAAGUUCUACUGGCGCAGCGUCUACACAGACGUUAACAGCUACGUGAAGGCCUGCACCAAAUGCCAAGAGGAGCCCAAUAUUCAGAGCGCCAGCGCCGACCUCUGCGUGGAAGAGCAAACUGUGAUGGACCUGCAAGAUGUCUGGCAGAAGAUAGAAGUGCGCAUCCAUGGACCACUACGUCGGUCGUUGCAAGGCAGCGACCAUCUCGUGACGCUGCUGGACGCCUGCAGCGGCUACGCGGUGGCCCAGGCUCUGCCUCCGCACAACCUCGAGGCGAACGCCGCCAGCUUCUUGCUCCACACCUUCUGCAGGAACGGCUUCCCUCGACAAUGUCAUGCAGUUGGGAUGUCUGCGUCGGUGUUUGCCAAUCUGCUGUCGUGCUACUCGUCGUUGAGGGAGUCCUGCGCCGACACUUUAGCUAGCAUCAGGAGCAGCAAUCCUGACGAGAUGAGUCAACUGCCUGGGGAGCUCGUGCAGCUCAAUGAUGGCAAUAGAGCACAUCGUUGGACAGUAAUUGAUGAGAUGAUUGAGGAGGUAGUAUCACGGGACGGCUUGUCAUGGGACAUCGAGGUGCAGCAUCAGCUCUUCAAACUGAACUUACGACCAGGCGCCGCUGGAGCGUCUGCAUUCUCUCAGAUGUUCGGUCGCUGCCCUGCUGCAGGUUCUGCAAGUGCUGCGUCUGAUGCAAUCUGCAGUUUCACAUCCCAAGCUAAAUCAAGGCGACAUCUACACAGUGCGACUCAACAGUACCGUCACUGCGAUGAAACAUUGGCGAGUAAAAUCAGCUUCCGCAUCCACCAACGUAAACAUAGAGAAGCAGCGCGGCGCAGAGCAGCCUUACAGGGAGAAACUCAGAAAGUGAACGCUAUGAAUCCAAGAAUCGUGCCAACAAAAAGAAAGCGGAAGCUACGGCCUGUUACAAAAUUGAAGGAAGAACCAACCUACUUCAGUCGUGGUCCUGCUGGUUGCACUCUCAACAAGAAAAAUCAUGCUGCAGAAAAUGCUCGGUUGCAGCACAUAUCUGGGCUACAUUUGCAACCACAACUUCACCCGUUGCCGCCUCAAGUUGUCUCACACAACUUGCAGCGUCACCCGCUGCAACAACAACAUUUGGAGCAACAUUCCAACAUUCAGUUACACUUCCCCCGUGUUUCUACGUUGCCACAACACAUUCAACCCCAGUAUCAGUCGCUCCCAAUAACAACUGUUUUACAUCAAACCAAUCAUUUUCAUGAGUGUACAGGUCACCAGGCGGAACACCAUCAGCAGGUAGUACAUCAGCAACAACAUUCACAUGUAGUUUCUCAGCAGCAGCCAGUCCCGCAUCAAAACAACGUCCAAGUGCAACCCUAUAGCCAACAAACUCAAAUCUUAAGCAUCAACAAUGAAUGCUGCGUUAACACUACAAGUCCUGAAGCUGUUUCUGUUGCUGGAAACAGUGAUAAGGCUACCAUCGAAAUCAUCCAUCAUCCAUUCGAUGCUAACGAAGGGCGUGUGAUAACAAUAGAAAGUCCAUCAACAACUCAAGCUGUUUCAGUAGAUGCAAGCAUACCGCAUGAUUCAUUGGACCCGAAGCCCAAAGUAGAAGUUCAGGCUGGAACGCAUCACGAUUGUCUCACCGCCUCCACCGUGGCCGCUGUUAAGAACUUACUCAUGGCUACUAAGGACGAGCGAUGUCUUAGAGGCAAAUACACCAGAUACUCCCCUGAGACUCGUGAAGAGAUCGCCCGCUUUGCUUUGGUGCGCGGGAUCAAGGAGGCUUGCCGAGUUUGGUCUUCAAAACUUGGUAGUCCACUAAGUGAGAGCACCGUCAGAAACUUCUUCAAAAAAUACAAAAAAUUUUCGGUUUGCGAUCAAGAAAGCAUGGGUAAAUACGCAGUAAAAUACGGGCUUCAAAGAGCCACGGCAUAUUACACUAAAGAACUUGGCUUUGUACUCAAGGAAGGGCAAAUGCGAAAGUUCAAAAAACUCUACCUGGCGCGUGCAGCUAAUUCAGAUGAGCCUGAAGAAUCCGAUGAAAACAAAAAAAGACUAUCGAGGUUUGGAUCCACUAGCAAAAGAAGCUACUCAAAGCAAAUGAAAGAAGAAAUAGGCCAAUUCGCCCAUCAGCUGGGCAUUAAUAUGGCAAUGCAGCAUUUUUCAGAAAAGUUACAAUUUCCCGUUAAAGAAAGCACUAUUCGAAAGUUUAAAAAGAAAUUCUUGGAAAACACUAACCAGGCCGGACCAAGUAACACAAACACUUCUGAAACAUCGAUAUCCGAAGUUUCAGCGAUCGACCAACAAAUACAAAUUAAUGCUGAUGAUAAUGUUCAUGAGCGAGUAAGUCAAACCGUUCUCUCUUCGAUUGCACCAUCUUCUGGCAAUGUAAGCACUACUAAUCAUUUCCCAUACCAUCAGCUCUACGCUCACAAUGCACAUUCUGGUUCUCAUCAUUCAAGCCUUUCUUCGAAUAAUCUUCCAAUGCAAGGACACUCUUACCCCUCGAACGUUACGAUCCACUCAAAUAUGAACCCUGUUCCUUAUCAGCCGCAAACAGCAUCCUCAUCAUCAGUCAUCAUGAACCAGAGUUUUCACGUAGAGCACCAUCAUCAACAACAACAACAUGCAGAAGAUGGAAACAGCUUCCAACAACAGCCACAAAAUUACAUCGAUGGAUAUGGCCCUCAACUGACUUCGUCAAACGCUUCUGCUGGCCAGACGCCUCUUGGUUUGCCUCACUCAAUGCAAGCUUCUAUGGCGCCUCAGAAUACAGUGAUACAGCCUCAGCAGUUGACACUCAUCAACCCUAAUGUUAAUAACCAGUCGGUAACGAAUAACAACCAGCUGCACUUACAACCCUUACUUCAUCAACAUCCAACCGGACUCCAACAACCACACCAAACAGUACAAUGUUUCACUGGGUUAUCGCACAAUCAUGUGUUCGAGAAUCUUUCUUUGUCUGGCGAACCUCUAUGCUUGUUAAAAGUAUCCGAACAUGAACGCAAUGAACCUUCCCAUGGAGUUUUGAAUAUAACGACAUCGACCAGUAAAUCUGUGAAAACUUGCUCUUCCAAUAAUCCCGUCAACAUCCUUACUACUGCGGAACACUCAAGCAUUAUUAACGAAGAUUCAAGCCCUUCGCACUUCAAUAAAAUAAAAAAAAGUGAACAUGAACACGCCAUUGAAUUAGAUCCCUCACCAACUUCUCCGGAAUUUAUUCAACCAAGAAAUACGUACAGAAAACUCCAUCAGAGGUCGCGUAGAGCAGCUAUCGUGCGUCGAGGUAAUUACGUUUCUUACAGCCCCGAAGUUCGUGCAGCUAUCGGGAAAUAUGCAGCAGAACAUGGAAAUCUAGCUGCAGUCAAAUUCUAUAAGGAACAUCACAAGAUCGUUAUUCCGGAAAGCACAGUUCGUGGACUCAAAGACAAGUACCUCAAUAAGAAGCUCUCUGGAAAGAACGAAGUCACGUGGCUUGGAUUCGCGCAACGUGGUCGCCCUAUGAGGCUUGGCAAAUAUGACGAAGUCGUGCGUGACUGCAUUCAGGAGCUCGUCAAAUCCGGAGAAAAGGUCUCUUCGUUCCUAGUGAUCGCAACAGCUAAACAAGUCCUCAUCAGAGAAGACGCUUCGCUGCUCGAGGAGAACGGCGGACCCAUCAAACUCAACCCUACCUGGGCGAAGAGCUUCCUCCGGAGGAUGGGGCUGCAUCACAUGUAGAGCCCUAACAUAUUCUCUUAUGCUGUUGAAAUGAAAAAAUUAUCGAUUCUUUGUACGGCAAUGUUGCAAGACUACAAUUAUUUGUUCUUUUACUUCAACACUCACGCGCAGUUUAUCGUAACAGUAGCAUUAUAACUCGACUUCGUGAUGUAAUGGCAGUCGGGUCGGUCAAACUAAUUCGAGGAUCGGUCAACCCUACCAGUCACAUGUCCAACCAGCAAUUCAACAAGAAAGACCGAAGUCAACGUCAGGUUUCCCGCAUGUUCAUAUACAAUCGUGGGUUUAAUUUUCAAAAUAUUUAGGAUUAAUAUUAGGUCUAUGUAUUAGAAAAUAUUAUCUUGACGACAAUUUGAAAGGGAAUUAAACAAUUACCUCCACUAAGACCAGAGACUUUCAUUAACCCAAUGUCAUUUAUUGAUCUAAAAAAUUAUUAUUAUU
This is a messenger RNA of Hyalella azteca, 5071 nucleotides long. RefSeq lists its product as uncharacterized. Lineage: Eukaryota; Metazoa; Arthropoda; Malacostraca; Amphipoda; Hyalellidae. The transcript has 16 exons. The coding region runs from base 212 to 4633 and encodes 1473 amino acids. The record is from RefSeq and is a predicted model, not a curated record.